Patiria miniata (bat star) is the source of this 3468-nucleotide messenger RNA. RefSeq lists its product as uncharacterized. NCBI's taxonomy places the organism in Eukaryota, Metazoa, Echinodermata, Asteroidea, Valvatida, Asterinidae. The record is from RefSeq and is a predicted model, not a curated record. The coding region runs from base 1 to 3468 and encodes 1155 amino acids. The transcript has a single exon.
AUGGCUAAAUAUCCAGAAAUGAAUUGGUCAGUUAAGAAUGUUGCUGAGGAGUUCAAGCUAUUCAAACAGAGAUUAACGUUAUACCUGAAGGAUCAUGAAGUAAAUCAAGCCGACAAACAGGCGGUGGAAAUCAAAAUAGCUGUAGGCACUGAGGGCCUUAAGCGCCUCAAUGCAUCUGGCUUGUCCGAAGCGGAUCAAGAAGAACCAGAAAAGCUGUGGGCAUUAUUUGAGAAGCAGUUGCAAAUCAGUAUAAAUUUCCGCAUCCAUAGGCUUGAGUUAAUGAGAUACAAACAAAAAGUCGAUGAAACCUUAGACGAUUUUGUUAACAGGUGUAAAGAAAAAGCGAUGAAUUGUGAUUUUGCGCAAGCAGAACUAGACGAACGCGUAGUAGAACUGGUCAUAGCCUCGACUCUCUUAGACGCGUUACGCAAUAGCCUUCUCGAGAAAGCACGUGGCUACCCAAUUGCAGCGAUGCUUGAAGAGGGACGCAGGCACGAAGCCGUUGCAGCGGGCAAGCAACAUUUAGAAACGCUCACAGAUACUGCAGCACGCAAAGCCGCGAACGAACCAGCAUCUGUAGACACUGUCUAUUCUGCACGCGGACGCCGCUCUUGCAAAAAUUGUGGUCUUUCGCACAAGCCCCGCAGCUGUCCUGUGUACCAUGACACGUGCAAAGCCUGCGGUAGCAAAGGUCACUGGGCCAAGCUUUGCAGAAAAUCGAAGCGAACUGGGCAAGGCCAACAGCGCAGCAAAUCGCCAAACUGGCGCCGCCAACAAUCGCGUAGCAACUCAAAAUCGCGUAGCAACUCAAAACCGCGCAGCUCUCGCAAUAGAUCGCCGAGCCGGGGUACUUCCAAGGUGAACGACCUCAAGAAUGACCAGCAGGGGCAACAUGACUUCUUCACCGACGACGAUGACGUCUCAAGCCAAGCUGGGGACACAUUCAACUCUAUCACCGUGUCUGAUAUGUGUGUCACUCCGCUACAUCAGUACAGACAUAACGAAGUCUUCACAACACUUGAUGUUGUCUGCCCAGAUCGACUUGGCAAGCACUACUUGAAGGUCAAAGUGGACACCGGUGCGAGUGCUAACACCCUACCAGUUCGCACCAUGAAGCAGAUAUACGGACACCGUUGGAAAUCGCUCGCCUCCCCCACUGGCACAAAACUGACCGCAUAUAACGGGCCAAACAUCACAUGCUAUGGCUAUCUGCAUCUUAUGUGCAGAUACAAGGAGAGUGAGUGGUCUCGCGAAAAAUUCUACGUCGUAGAUGUACCAGGUCCUGCUGUGGCUGGCCUACCCAUGAGCCAGAAGCUCCAGCUGGUGACGAUACACACCGUAUCUUCUUCACCCAGCGGACUCCCAACAUCACGACCUCGACCAGCCCCACCAGCCAUACCACCUGUCGGAUUUGUCACCCCUGUAAAAGGAAUACAAGAUCUGAAGCAGGCGUACCCUACGCAAUUUGACAGCCUAGGCAACUUCAAGACACGUGCCCAUCUUCAUCUCAAGAAAGAUGCUCAACCCAGUAUCGAUCCACCUCGGGAAUGCAGCGUGCAUCUCAAGCCAAAACUCCAGGUGGAAAUAGACAAGAUGGAGCACGAUGGUGUCAUCCGCAGAGUCACUCACCACACUGAUUGGUGUAGCUCCCUCACGACAAGUGUCAAGAAAGACGGUUCACUCCGACUUUGCCUAGAUCCAAAACGCCUUAACGACAACUUGAAGCGAUGUCCUCACAAGGUUCCAACGCUUGAGGAGUUAAAUCCUGCGUUUUCGCAAGCGAAGUUCUUUUCCAAACUUGAUGCGAAGGAGGGUUACUGGUCGAUCCACUUAGAUGAUGCAUCCCAGGAAUUGACAACGUUUCGGACACCAUUUGGCCGAUAUUGUUUCCGCCGACUCCCGUUUGGUUUGUCAGUGAGCCAGGACAUUUUUCAACAAUGUAUGGACGACAUUGUCAGCCAGGUACCAGGCUGCGUAUGUAUUGCAGAUGACAUUGCAGUAUUUGGGCGUACAGAGAGUGAGCAUGAUGCCAACCUCUUCAACCUCAUGGAGACUGCCAAGCGAGAAGGGCUUGUCUUCAACAGUGCCAAGUGUCGUAUCAAGUCGAACCAGAUACAAUUCUUCGGUUCCAUCUACUCGGACAGUGGAGUUCGCCCUGAUCCUGACAGAGUUGCAGACAUACAUGCCAUGCCGACUCCCCAAGACAAAGAGGACCUUCAGAGAUUCCUCGGUAUCGUCAACUUUGUGUCUCCACACAUUCCUAACUGCGCAGACACGGCUGCUCCCUUGCGGGACCUCCUCCGGAAGGAUGUUCCAUUCCUCUGGCAGGACGAUCAUCAGGCGUCGUUUCGUGCACUCCAGCACUCCAUCACUGCCGAGUCAUGUCUGCGGUAUUAUGAUCCCAAGAUGGAAACCACCCUCGAGGUUGACGCUUCACAGAAAGGCCUUGGUGCGUGCCUCAUCCAAGACGGCAAACCUGUUGCGUAUGCAUCGAAAAGUAUGUCGUCAUCCCAGUCAAACUACUCCAACAUUGAACGGGAAACUCUUGCCCUGGUGUUUGGUGUGACCAAGUUCCACACUUACCUUUUCGGUUCCAGAUUUCAUGUACUCACAGACCACAAACCACUAGUGACCAUAUGGAACAAGCCCCUCACCAGUGCUCCACCCCGUCUACAGAGGCUGUUGAUCAAGAUUCAAGGCUAUCAAUUCAGUUUGGAGUACAAACCAGGCAGCACCAUGAUAAUUGCUGAUGCCCUGAGCAGGCUCCCCAAUCCGUCUGAUCAUGAUGACAUACCCCUCGACAUUGCAUUUGAUUCCCUUAGUGCGAGGCAGCACACAACCACUCAACAACUUGAUUUGGUUCACUUUGGGAAGGCUAAGCAAGAUGCUCUUCAGCAUGAGACAACUCGAGACCCUGUUCUAAGAGAGCUACAGAAGGUCAUCUACACCGGUUGGCCUGACUCAAUCAAGGAGUUGCCUCGUGACUUACGUCCAUACUGGCCAUUCAGAGAUGAGCUGGGACUGUCCUGUGGUGUGAUAUUCAAGGGCCGUCAAGUUCUGAUUCCUAAGGUUAUGCGACAGGACAUACUCACCCAACUCCACGUUGGUCAUCUUGGCAUCGAAAAGACGCCGAACAUCAAAGACGGCCGAACAUCAAUGACAACAUCACUCAACUCUUCAAGUCAUGUCAAGCAUGCCAUGAACACCAGACUCGUCAAAGAAAUGAACCACUCCAACCUCAUGAGAUACCCAACACACCUUGGACGAAACUGGGCACAGACCUCUUCGAGUUGGAAAAAGACAACUAUCUCCUCAUUGUGGACUAUCACUCUAAAUACCCUGUUAUCCACAAACUGUCCAACACAUCCAGUGCGUCGGUGGCUCAACGAACAGCAGCAACCUUCAGCCUUUUCGGUGUACCAAAGGAGACAACAGACCACAAUUUGUUGGGCAGGCUUACCAAGAUAA